Sclerotinia borealis F-4128 is the source of this 729-nucleotide messenger RNA. Lineage: Eukaryota; Fungi; Ascomycota; Leotiomycetes; Helotiales; Sclerotiniaceae. The record is from the annotation of a GenBank genome assembly.
AUGACAUAUCAACAGCAUCAACCUCUUACGCGUGGUGCGCCUGGUUCGGAUUUGAGUGUUAAGGAUAGGGCUUUGGAGAUGGGGGCUGGAAUGACACAAGAUUUUACACCAGUCAAGGCAAUCUGUGCGCAUUUGAAUGCGCUGCAUGUUUAUGUGGAGGAUGGGGAUGGAGUGGAUGGGAAGGGUGAGAUGGGUGGAGAGGGAAAUGGAAAGGGAAUGGGAAAGAGAAGAAGUGUGGAGGCUAAUCAUUAUUGCACACAUUUGAGUGCUGAUGUCCGGCAAUGUCUCAUCUACGAUGCGCCAACGAAUCCGGCAAGAUUGAUUGGUGUGGAAUAUAUGAUUACGAGGAGACUUUAUGAGAAACUUGGGGUGGAGGAGAGGAGACUUUGGCAUUCGCAUGAGUUUGAGGUCAAAUCAGGCAUCCUAAUUCUACCAAACCCAACAAUUCCAGAUGUAGUAUGGACAAUGGCCGAAACAGAGGAAAUGAAGGAGAUUGUGGGAUUAUAUGGAAAAACAUUUCAUUUUUGGCAGGUGGAUAGGGGUGAUGAAUUACCGUUGGGAAGACCGGUUUUGAUGGGGAGUUUUACGGAGAGUGGGCAGGUACCAUGGGAUAAAAUUCAAGAAAGAGAUGCGAGAUUUGGUGUGGAUACGCAGAAGAAGAGAGAAGCGAGGUUGGGGAUUGAAAGUGUGGAUAUUCAUGAGGAUGCGGAUCAGGCUUGGAAGAAAUGA